Messenger RNA from Quercus lobata, 633 nucleotides. RefSeq names its product receptor-like protein 9DC3. The coding region runs from base 1 to 633 and encodes 210 amino acids. NCBI's taxonomy places the organism in Eukaryota, Viridiplantae, Streptophyta, Magnoliopsida, Fagales, Fagaceae. Gene Ontology annotation, molecular function: protein binding. The record is from RefSeq and is a predicted model, not a curated record. The transcript has a single exon.
AUGACAAAUGUGGAUGAAGGAAAAGUGGCAUUGAAAUAUAUGGAAGAAAUGUAUUAUCAGGAUUCUUUGAAUGUGAUGAUGAAAUGGUUGAAUAUUGAGUUAGUGAGAAUCCAAAUUGUCUUCACGAUCAUUGAUUUUUCAAACAAUAGUUUCAAAGGAGAGAUGCCAAAGAUAAUUGGAAGACUAAAAUCACUCAAGGGGCUCAACUUUUCUCACAAUAACCUUAUUGGUUAUAUUCCAUCAUCAUUUGGAAAUUUGACAAAUAUUGAAUGGUUAGACCUCUCUUUCAACAAGCUUAUCGGGGAGAUUCCUAGGCAAUUGGUAGAUAUACCAUGGCUUGCAAUUUUAAAUCUGUCACAUAACCAACUUAUAGGGCACAUAUCUUUAGGAAAGCAAUUUGAUACGUUUGAUAAUAAUUCAUACACUGAAAACCUGGAUUUAUGUGGAUUUCCAUUGUCAAGAACAUGCAACAGCCUUGAGGUAAAGAAACCACCACCAUUGACCUUACAACAAGAAGACAAUUUAGAGUUAGAAAAUGGGUUUGGUUGGCAAGUUGUAUUGAUGGGUUAUGGAUGUGGAGUGAUAUUUGGAAUGUUGAUGGGAUAUCUUAUGUUUAAAAUUGGAAAACCAUAG